Messenger RNA from Thamnophis sirtalis, 2916 nucleotides. It is a transcript of the gene SPNS1, whose product is annotated as SPNS lysolipid transporter 1, lysophospholipid. NCBI's taxonomy places the organism in Eukaryota, Metazoa, Chordata, Lepidosauria, Squamata, Natricidae. Gene Ontology annotation, biological process: transmembrane transport. Gene Ontology annotation, molecular function: transmembrane transporter activity. The record is from RefSeq and is a predicted model, not a curated record. Gene Ontology annotation, cellular component: membrane.
UCGUGGUCCCUUUUUUUUCCUCUCAAAGAACUGCCUUUCUUUAAAAAAAAAAAAACACACUCACGUGAUUUGAUCCGGCAGUUCAAACCGAGGGGAGAAAGGCCGGUGGAUCUUUCUUAUUCCUAGCCAUGGGAUCGCAGCAGCAAUCUUAUUCUGAUACAGCUCCAAUUUUGACCCAGGCAGAUGAUACUGAAGGUGAAGGAAAAGAUGAACCUCAGCCGGAACAUAUAGGGGAAGAAGAAGUACGGGCCCUGACAGGGAUAUCCUCUCAACAUGCUGGCCUUAUUGUGGGUGUACUCUUUUUUAUUAAUCUACUGAAUUACAUGGAUCGCUUCACUGUGGCUGGUGUUCUUCCUGACAUUGAGAAGUUUUUUGAUAUUGAUGACAGCAAAUCAGGACUGCUACAGACAGUUUUUAUUAGCAGCUACAUGGUACUGGCACCUAUUUUUGGUUACCUGGGUGAUCGUUACAAUCGCAAAUACCUGAUGUGUAUAGGAAUCUUCUUCUGGUCUAUUGUGACUCUAGGGAGCAGUUUCAUCCCCAAGCAGUUCUUCUGGAUGUUGCUACUUACACGAGGCCUAGUGGGUGUGGGAGAGGCUAGCUAUUCAACUAUUGCCCCCACCAUUAUUGCUGACCUGUAUUUGGGUGACCGGAGAUCCCGCAUGCUUAGCAUCUUCUACUUUGCUAUACCUGUAGGCAGUGGACUGGGUUAUAUUGUGGGGUCGAAGGUGAAAGAUGUGGCUGAUGAUUGGCAUUGGGCUUUGCGGGUGACUCCAGGUUUGGGAGCAUUAGCUUUGCUAUUAUUGAUAACUGUGGUGCGUGAACCACCCCGAGGAGCUGUAGAGACGCGCACUGAUGCCCCUCUUCAUUACACUUCAUGGACAGCUGAUUUGAGAGCCCUGAGCCACAACCGUAGCUUCGUGUUAUCAUCAUUAGGAUUCACAGCUGUGGCAUUUGUAACAGGAUCCCUAGCAUUGUGGGCACCUGCAUUUCUGUACCGCUCACGGUUGGCCACCGGAAAUCUCCCACCUUGCCCUAGUGGUAAGGUUUGUCAUGAAGACUCUGACAGCCUCAUCUUUGGCAUUAUCACUUGUGUGACUGGUGUCCUGGGCGUUACUGCUGGAGUGGAGAUUUCAAGACGCUGGCAUCGCAUCAAUCCCCGUGCUGAUCCCCUGGUGUGCGCUAUUGGACUGCUUGGCUCUGCCCCCUUCCUGUUCCUGGCUGUCGUCUUUGCUCAACAGAGCAUUGUUGCCACUUAUGUAUUUAUUUUUAUUGGUGAAAUCCUCCUUUCCCUCAACUGGGCCAUAGUGGCAGACAUGCUUCUGUAUGUUGUCAUCCCAACUCGGCGUUCUACAGCUGAAGCUUUUCAGAUUCUGUUGUCCCAUCUUCUGGGGGAUGCAGGAAGCCCUUAUCUUAUUGGUUUGAUUAGUGACCGAAUCCAGAGUGAUCGCCCAGUUUCAUUGCUAUCACAGUUUCGAAGCCUGGAAUAUGCACUUAUGGUCUGCAGCUUUGUAGGUGUUAUCGGUGGUGGUUUCUUCCUAGCUACUGCUUGUUUCAUUCAGGCAGAUCGUAAACGGACAGAGCUGUAUGCACAAGGUCAAUUGCAGGAGUCUUUGGAAGGAGAGGACCGUAUCGUUGUUCCUCAGCGUGGGCGAUCAACAAAAGUUCCUGUCUCCAGUGUCCUUAUCUGAAGUCUCAUCUUCAUCCUGCUUCAGUUUUGGAAACUUGAACAGAUUUGUAUAUUUGGCAGUUAAGGAAACAGAGAGAGAGAAAGAAAGAGAGAGAGAGAGAGAGAGACUCUUAAAGGCACCAAGGCAGGGAUUAUGGACAACAGGAAAUGAAAUCACAAUUUUUUGCUAUGUAUACAGGACAUUUUUUAUAAAUCACAAACACUAUUUAGAAUUAUGUGGCAUUUCUCAGAUGAAUGAGGAUGAAAUAGCAAAAACAUAUCCCCUACUUAAUUUCCAACUUUUAUUUGAAUGAUUUUAUUUUUAUUUCAUUUAAUUUUUUUCCUACAUUGUAAAAUUCAAAGCAACUUGUAAAAGGUUUAUAAAGAAAAAAACUGAAAAGAUCAAUCUUCAAUAGCCUUGGGUUUUAAGAAAAACAGAAUCUUCCAGACCACAUCUAUGCGAAAGUACAAAGGCUUUUAUUUGUAGUCUCUCUGCCUUCAUAUGUUUUUUCAAGAAUGUUUGGAUGUUGUCUCUCUUUUUACAAUCCUCUAAAUAUACUGAUAGGAACUGACCAUCUAGAUGCCCCCUGCUUUCUUUUCUUUUCAGGAGAAAACCAAUAUUCAUGACAAAGUCAGUGUUAGGAGGGACUCUUUAAAAAAAAUCACACUAUAAUGUGUUAGUUAUACUUUACUUGGGAAGCUAAAAAGAUUUGCAUUUCAUCAUUGUCAACUUCUGAAGUAUGAAAACUUGCAUGAAAAAAUGUUACAUAAAUGGUUGUAGCCUCAGACUUCUAUUUAAUAUUUUUGUUCCUAACAUCGUUGCUGUGGAACAUUGGAAUGAAGAUGGGGAAGGCUUGGAUUAUUGAUACUUUGUUUGUACAACCAAAUCUUGUUUUUUUUCCUACCACCCAUCGAGGAACUUAUCUGUGAUGACUACUUUCAGCUCCCUUUCCUAUUUUUCAAUGCUUACUGCUUUUUAUUAUUUGUGGUUCUGCUGGCAUCUGGCUUCUACUCCUGGCGUUGGGCAGAGGUUUGUUUGUCACUUUGAAGUGCUUAUAAUGUAGUUGCUAGCUGCAUUUUACAUAAAUUUACCUUGAGGAGAAGAAGCUUAAAUAAAAAGGCUUCCUGCAAAGAUAUCUGUGAAAGAAAGUGGUUGCACUUUAAGUAUAAGUGGGUUUUUAUUAUUUCAUUUCAUUCAUUUCAUUUUACUUUAUUUGUAUGCCGCCCUUUUCCCUGAAAGGGACUCA